Messenger RNA from Juglans regia (Persian walnut), 975 nucleotides. RefSeq names its product disease resistance protein RUN1-like. The transcript has 3 exons. The record is from RefSeq and is a predicted model, not a curated record. Gene Ontology annotation, biological process: defense response. NCBI's taxonomy places the organism in Eukaryota, Viridiplantae, Streptophyta, Magnoliopsida, Fagales, Juglandaceae. Bases 1 to 975 code for a protein of 324 amino acids. Gene Ontology annotation, molecular function: ADP binding.
AUGGCUAGAGUGGGUAAGACAACUUUGGCAGAAGUCAUUUAUGAUAGAAUAUCUUACCAAUUUGAAGCUAGCAACUUUAUUGCUUGUAUUAGAGAAGAAACUACAAAUUGUGGUUUAGUUACUUUACAAAAACAAAUUCUUUCUAAGAUCCUCAUGGAAAGGGCAAUAAAUAUAUGGGACAAUUGUGAGGGAAUGAAUACGAUACGGAAUAGACUUUGUUAUAAAAAAGUAUUUUUAGUCCUUGAUGAUGUGGACAAAGAAGAACAUCUAACAGCAUUAACAAGGAGCCAUGAUUGGUUUGGUCUAGUGAGUAGAAUCAUUUUAAUGAGUAGAGAUAACCAUUUGUUGAAAAGACAUGGAUUGAAUGAUAUCUAUAAGGUUAAUGAGUUGAAUAAUGAUGAAGCAUUGCAGCUCUUUAGUUUGGUAGCUUUCAAGAAACCCUAUCUUGAAGAAAAUUAUGUGGAUUUAUCCAAAGGCUUUGUGAAAUAUGCUCAAGGCCUUCCUUUAUCUCUCAAAGUUUUAGGGUCCUCUUUGUUUGGUAGAGUAACAAAUGCAUCGAAAGGUGCUUGGGAUCUACUGAAAGGAAAUCCUAAUAAAGGAUUUUUAGAUAUACUUCAAAGUUUUGGGAGUUUGAAAUGCUUUGAUCUUAGUGGCUCUCAAAACUUGUUGGAGACACCAAACUUCACCGAAGUCUCAAGUCUUGAGACACUAGACCUUGAAGAUGUAUCUGAUUGCCUAGCACUUGGUGGAAUUCAAGACAUGAAUGGUGAGGGGUAUCUGGAACAAUUGUAUAAAGGUGGAAUUGCGAUCAAAUUCCCUAAGUUCUUCGUAGUGCCAGAGUUUGGCUCAAAUUACACUUGCUCUAUGCAAGAAAUGUUUAUGAUCAAUGAUGACUCUGUUGCGGCCUUCUAUUUUGAUUUUGAUGAUAGAGUCUACUACAUUAGAAGCUUGAAUCAUGAAGAAAGUAAUUUGUAG